Molecule: messenger RNA, 243 nt
Organism: Racocetra fulgida
Lineage: Eukaryota; Fungi; Glomeromycota; Glomeromycetes; Diversisporales; Gigasporaceae
Source: the annotation of a GenBank genome assembly
AUGAAAGGUUCUGAAUUAGAAGGUAUAGGAGGUUUUGAAUUUGGUGAUAAUGAAUUAGAUUCUGAAUUGGAAUGCUUUAAAUUAGAGAAGUUUGAAAGUAGCUUUGAAAUGACGAUUGUAUCAGAUUAUAGUAAUGAAAUUAUUGAUGAAAAUAUUAAUAUUCAAGAAAUUAUAGAAAUUAGUGAUUCAGAAUCAAUUGAAAUUGAUAUACUAUUAUUAAAAAGGAAAAAUGAAUAUCGUUGA